Molecule: messenger RNA, 3511 nt
Organism: Harpegnathos saltator (Jerdon's jumping ant)
Lineage: Eukaryota; Metazoa; Arthropoda; Insecta; Hymenoptera; Formicidae
Product: WD repeat-containing protein 6
Exons: 13
Coding region: 186-3305 (1039 amino acids)
Biological process (GO): tRNA methylation
Cellular component (GO): cytoplasm
Molecular function (GO): protein binding
Source: RefSeq, a predicted model, not a curated record
UUUUCUCAUUCUAACUUAUUGCACCAGUUCAGCAGUGCAGCUACAAAGAACAGACCAAAUAACAUAUAUACGACGCAAAGUAGAAGGAACGCAGUUUGAAAGGUCGACGCGUAAAUGAUUUAUGACAGAUGUAGCGAUAACGCUAAAUAUUUGGAUAUAUUUGUAUAAAAUGAAUUAAUAUACAUAUGGUAGGAGAAAUGAUUUCCAAAUUGUUACGCACAAACGUCCUAGCUAUUCGAUGCGUAGGUGAUCUUGUGCUUAUAGGCAUGGGAUCUACGCUCUACGUCUUUGACAGGGAUUCUUACCAACUACAAAGUAAAUUAAAUUGUUUGUAUCCAAGUAAUAUACAUGGAAUUGUCGUGGGACCAAACAAUAUAUUGGCUGUAUUUGGUGCUAAAUCUAUAUGUGUCUGUGAUGUUAUUAAGCAAGAAGAAGUAGUAACAUGUAAGAAACAAAGUAACAACAAAUUUAACGAUUGGAUAAUUGCUUUACAAUGGAUAUCAGUUAAGAAACAACAACAACUGGCAAUUUUGUUUGCUCAUAAUUAUGUAUCUAUAUAUAACAUGUCUGAAAGUUCCUCUGAAAUUAUAUGCUGCGAGGAGAAGUGUAUACUUUAUGGUGGGUCUAUGUCAGGAACAUUUCAAGAAGAUUUGGUAAUUUUUAGCGGAACAGUAUUUCAGGAAAUUUUAAUAUGGAAAAUAGACGAUAAUCUUGAUAGUAAUAAAAGUGUGCCAGUUUUGCAUCGCUUAAUAGGACACAAGGGUGUGAUAUUUUCUGUUAUUUUUGAUCCAUAUUCUCAUCUUAUUUGCUCCACAUCUGAUGAUAGGACAGUCAGAUUAUGGAAAGUAAUUGAGAGUGAGAGUUGUGAGAGUAAUAAUAUAAAUUGGCAGGCAGCAACAGUAGUGUUGGUGAAAACAAUGUAUGCACAUACAGCAAGAGUUUGGAGAGCUAUAAUCAGGAAUGACAUUGUUAUAACAAUAGGCGAGGAUUCACUCGUAUGCACUUGGUCGCUCUCAGGUAAUUUACUUAAUAAAGUUUAUGCCCAUCAUGGAGCCCCCAUAUGGAGUAUUGACAUGUGUAAAGACAAUAAAAAUAUAUUCACGGGUGGAGCUGAUGGAGCUGUGUGUGUGUGGCCAUCUACAUGCUGUACCAACAAUCCGAAAAUAAUCUCUCUACCUAAUGACAAUAUGCACAAUAUUCCUAAAUAUGUAUCAUAUUUAAAUAGUGGCACAAUUUUGAUCUUUAAUGAAAAGGGGACCUUAUUUUGCUAUAACAAAAAUGAAACUAUAUCAAAGGACUCUUUGUAUCUAGACAGAUAUUGUAGUUAUUGCAUCAUGCAAGUAUCUCCGUGCCGGUUUUUUGUUGCUUUCGCAUCUAGAGAUGGAUACGUGACGUUAUACAAAGAGAUUAUUAAUACAAAUACCAAGCAUCUACAUCAGGUUCUCGAAGAAAGAAUAAUGGAAUCACAAAUCUUUUCUUUGCAGUGGUUGAGAGAUGACACACUAAUAGUGUGUGGUGCGAAUGGUCUUCUAAAAAUAUUUCAUUUUACAAUCAAUGGUGCGACUCACGUAGAGGCACAAUGCACGUUACCUCCUAGUCGAGAACGUUGGCUGACUGCAGCCACAAUUUACGAAGAAUUAUUAGUAUGCGGGGACAGAGCUGGAAACGUAUAUAUAUUCGAAAUAAAGAACGGAAGCGAGGGUUUAGUCAAGAAACCUAGUCAGACACUUAUUAAAGUCCACGGUAAAAUAGGAAUCCAGUCUUUCGACGUGCUGGAAGGCAAGUUGAUGACGGCUGGACGCGAUGGGAUGUUGAGAUUUUAUGAAUUAAAUAAAGAGAACAGAAACUCCUUGCUGACGUUGCAUAGGAAAAAAAUGCCAAUGGACUGGAUCAGUGGCACGUUAAAAGUAGAUGGGGCUUUACUCGUGUUUGGUUUCAAAGAAGUGGAAUUCAUAAUUUACAACUUGCAGCAGGAGAGGUUGUUGAUCAGAGUAUCUUGUGGCGGUGGCCAUAGAUCGUGGGAUUGUGUGAUGCUGAAUAAAAUGGCCAGUUUUGCAUACAUACGAAAUAAGCAGGUCUACGUGUUCAAUUAUCCUCUGAGAUCGUUAAAACUGCCGAUUUUGCAAAAUGGUUUUCACGUUAAGGAAACUUGCUGCCUUCAACGAAUCUCGAGUCUGCAUGCGCAGGAUAUCUUUGUGUCCGGCGGUGAGGAUUGCACUCUUCGCGUUAGCUGCAUCUUCCAAAUAUCUCGAAGUGAUUCCUGUACCUUUCACAAUUUGGGAGUUUUCGACGGUCAUCUUUCAGGUGUAAAAUGUAUAAGCGCUGUCAAGUUGAACCAUGAAGUCGAUAAGUCGAGCAGCAGACAUUUGGUGUUUUCCGGUGGAGGAAGAGCGCAACUGAAGGUUUGGCAGAUGAAUCUCAAAUAUAACGAAAAAGCACCACCGAGCGUAGAACUGUCGUGUUUUGAUGUAAAGUCCCAUAUGCUCUACGGACAAGACCAAUAUCGUAAGAAAUCUUGGCAAGAGACCGAGCAGUCUUACAUCGUAGAACCGGAGACGCGUUACAUGGAUAUUUAUGCGUACUAUCCGUCCGAGGGUCCGAAAUAUGUAUUGAUAUUUGUGGCAUGUGCAGAUGGAUACCUAAGGAUAUUCAUAUAUGACAUUGAAACCAGUGAUAUAUACUUGAAAGUAUCUACUAAAUAUGUGGAUCGAUGUAUCUUGAAGAUGCACGUUUUUUCAUACGAAUGUAAAAUAAUCGUAUUGACAAUGACCACUGAUGGAUUGCUACGUUUCUUCGACUUCACCGAUGUAAUUGCAAGAAUAUACGAAGACGCGAAUAUGGGGAAUCAGAAUAUUGUAAAUUUCAAUGAUGCACCUUUCGCAGAACUUAGCUUACAUCAGUCAGGAAUCAAUUCUUACGAUUUAAAAUCCACGGAGGGCAACAGGUAUCUCUUAACCACCGGUGGCGACGACAACCUCCUCAAUCUUCUUUGCUUUCAAAUUUCGGAAACUGAUGAAAUAUUGUCAGUUGUAAUAUUAUCUAAAUGGAGCACAAUGUCGAUACACUGUGCACAAAUCGCAGGUUUAAAAUUUAAAGGUAAAGAUCAAAUAUGCAGUGUGGGCACAGAUCAGCAAGUUACCAUCUACAGUUAUUCGUGGUCCUCCAAUGGGGCUUUGUCUGCAAAAGUUCUCUCUGAAGUAUUUACAUCCGUUACUGAUGUGCAAGGCAUGGACUUGUGGUCUCAUGACAACAAUGGCGAUAUCGUGUGUAUAUAUGGAAGAGGUUUCGAAAUACUGCCUGCUUGAAACAUAUACCUCGCAAAAACAUUACUUAAGUAAACAAAACAACACACACAUGACAUUUAUAUUGUUUAAAAGCACAAACUUCCUCUCUUAAUUUAUAUAUAAUUUAUAUUUAAUUUUGAUUCUCAACAGAUGAAUAAAUUUGUGCAUAUGUAUUGUAUAAAUUUGUGCAAUAGUAUAUCAGAACCAAACAGAAAAUUUAAAAUUUC